Drosophila takahashii is the source of this 1177-nucleotide messenger RNA. RefSeq names its product RING finger protein mdlc (gene mdlc). Lineage: Eukaryota; Metazoa; Arthropoda; Insecta; Diptera; Drosophilidae. Gene Ontology annotation, cellular component: U2-type spliceosomal complex. The record is from RefSeq and is a predicted model, not a curated record. Gene Ontology annotation, molecular function: metal ion binding. Gene Ontology annotation, biological process: snoRNA splicing.
GAAGCGCGGAUGACAAAUUGGCGAAAUAGAUUGUUUAUUGUUUUUAACGUAAAUUAAUAGAAAAGUACGCCUCAUUAAAAGCCGGAGAAUGUCGGAAGAACCCGCUAGCACCUCGGCCUUUGGCUUCAAAAAACGAAACAUCAAAAAAGGAGCCGCCAUUCGCCGCAAAAAGGAAAGCAGCAGCAACGAAUCAGCGAAAAGCAGCGAUGAGGAGGCCCAAGGCAAGGCCAGUGCUUUAGUGCGAGCCGAAAACCGCAGGAAGCGCACGAAUCCCAAUUUCCAGAGCACCAAGACACUAAGUAAAGCGAAGCGCCAGGCGGGAGCAGCCGAUGAGAAUGCCACAUCCUCCGCCUCCGACGAUGAUAAGCUGGGCAUAGCCUACAAAUCCAAGCGCGAGGCUCUGCCCAGUGGACCACAGGAUCAGGGCGCCACGUCCGUCAAUCAAAUGGACACGGAACUGGAUCGCGAUGCCCAGGCGAUCCAUGCGCGAUCCCUGAAAAUCAACGAGGAACUGGAGGGCAAGGCGGACGACAAGAUCUAUCGCGGAAUCAACAACUAUGCGCAGUACUACAAGAAGCAGGACACGGCGGCAGGAAAUGCCAGCUCCGGAAUGGUGCGAAGCGGUCCCAUCAGGGCGCCUGCUCAUCUCAGGGCCACGGUGAGGUGGGAUUACCAGCCGGAUAUCUGCAAGGAUUACAAGGAGACGGGCUACUGUGGCUUCGGCGACAGCUGCAAGUUUCUGCACGAUCGCAGUGAUUACAAGGCAGGCUGGCAACUGGAGGCGGAUCACGAGAAUCAGCGGAGAGGAGAUGCCGAUUCAGAUGGCGAUGAUGGCAAGUACGAGAUUCACUCGGACGAGGAGUCGCUGCCUUUCAAGUGCCACAUCUGCCGACAAAGCUUUGUCAAUCCCGUAGUAACCAAGUGCAAACACUAUUUCUGUGAAAAAUGCGCUUUGGCCCAAUACAAAAAGUCACAGCGCUGCAUCAUCUGCUCGCAGCAAACAAAUGGCAUUUUCAAUCCCGCCAAGGAGCUGAUAGCCCGACUUAAGUCAAAUCCCAUGGAAAACUCUGAUAGCGAUGAGGAGCAAAUGGAAGAAAGGGAGGAAAAACCUGGAGCUGAGGAGGCUCAGGAGAUUUCCUCCGGUGAUAGUGAUUAAAAUUGAUUUGAAAGCAAGUUU